Messenger RNA from Aspergillus bombycis, 930 nucleotides. RefSeq lists its product as uncharacterized. Bases 1 to 930 code for a protein of 309 amino acids. The transcript has 3 exons. The record is from RefSeq and is a predicted model, not a curated record. NCBI's taxonomy places the organism in Eukaryota, Fungi, Ascomycota, Eurotiomycetes, Eurotiales, Aspergillaceae.
AUGGAUACCCACCCACCAUCUGGCGCCUCUCCGGAAAUCGCCAGCUAUUAUGAGUUGAGCUGGUCGAUACUAAGCAGUAUCGGACUGUUCACAACACUCCUGAGUAUCUGGGCCAUGCUCAUCACACGGCCCAGCCCCUUGAGCUUCAUCCCCAUCGUUGUCUCCGCCGCUGGUGCCGUGGCCAACGGACUCUGCUACUUUUCCUUCUACACAUCAUAUCCUACCGGAAACCGAGCAGCCGCCAGCGCCAUUGCUGAUAUCCUCUGGCUGGUCCAAGAAGCAGGCCUUUCCUUCUAUAGCUACCAAAUACUACUGCACACUCUCCGCGACUCGGUCCGGAUACUCUUCCUUUCCCUCUUUUGGUUUUUCAUGGUUGUAAUUGGCUCCAUCCGAAUGACUAUACUCGCCAGCAGAGUCCUCGAAAUCACUCAAGAAGGCGUGUCCUCUCAUUCUACUGGCCCCUUACAACACCGAAUCGACUACCUGCACGUCGGUUACUUCGCAAGUAUCGCAUUGGUCGAAACGUGCAGCUCUUUCUUUCUCAUUCGGCUUCUGCACAAGGCAUACCGCGUCUCUCCUAAACUGUCCUUCACAAGAAUGGUCUUCCGGCAUGUGCUCCGCACAACUGAGGUGCGCGUCGCCAGCCUCUGCGUUAUCGGGAUCACCCGCGCAGUUACGUAUUCGUUGCAGGUCACAUCCCAAACAGCCACGACGGUGGCGGGCCAGUUUGAUCGGUUUGCAUAUACGAUGGAAUGCUUGUUCCCACUGGUUAUGGUGACAGACAUUCUCGCUACAAAGAAGUUUCACAUUGGUGAUCGGAACACCAUGACGACGACCGUGGAGGCGUCGCCGAUAGCACCUUAUCGGGAUCUCGGAAGUCCCAUGAAUAACAAUAGCCCGAGGGAAUUGGAGUGGGCACGGUCACCGUGA